Rhododendron vialii is the source of this 2679-nucleotide messenger RNA. RefSeq lists its product as uncharacterized. Lineage: Eukaryota; Viridiplantae; Streptophyta; Magnoliopsida; Ericales; Ericaceae. The transcript has 4 exons. The coding region runs from base 1 to 2679 and encodes 892 amino acids. The record is from RefSeq and is a predicted model, not a curated record.
AUGGCACCGAAAUCCAAACUACAGAUUGUCAGUGACCCAGUUGAAGAUCCGGCUACCGAGUCAGCGAGCACCCAAGUCCUGAUUCCUGACGAUAACGUCAGUUCUCACUGUAUAUUGGGUCCAGUUUUCUCGUCAGCUCUUUUGGAUGGCUUUCCAGAAGUUUAUCCAGUGGGAGAACGUGACCCACUCCUCCUACAGCUUCCAUCGUUGGAAUGGUCAGGCUGGGAUAAGAACACCUGCCUUCGUUCUUGGCCUUAUACCGUCGAAAUGGGAUGGGUAGACUGGGUAAGGCGCAUGAUGAAGUUUCUUUUUGAGGAUUGGAAAACAAUGGGGAUUCGUGAGACAAUCGAGCUCUCACAAUUCCCUUUGGACAUGAAUCCUGAACUCGUAGCUGCUGCCGCCUGUUUCUGGUCCAAAUCAUCCAAUGCCCUAGUUCUACAUUGUGGCUUAUUGUCUCCGACAAUUUUGGAUAUCUCUCAUUUGACCGACCUCCCUUCCUUAGGCCGUGAGGUAAAUGCCCUACUUUCUCUUGAUCCAUAUGAUCCCCCAUUCAUUGUUCCAUCAGCUGGGGUUAGUUAUUCGAAAUGGCUUAAGAUUCAUUUCAAAGCCAAAGCAUCUGGACCCUGUUUUCAUGAGAAGGUUGCAUUUUAUCUGUUUUGGAUUUGCCGAUUUCUUAUGGCAGUUCCUGGGCUUAAGGUUACCAAAGAAUACCUUAACUUGGCCAUCUGUAUGGCUCAAGUAAAAAGAUUGGCCCUUGCCCCAUUUGUUCUAGGAUCCCUGUAUAAGGGUUUAUUCACCUUUGUUGACAAGAAGAUAGCAGAUUCUUGUGGUGGCCCUUUUUGGAUUUUCCAAGCUUGGUUGUAUGCAUACUUUCCCCAACUAAAACUGAAGCUAAAUAAUCCUCUUCGAUCGGAUGAAGCCUUACAAGCAUGCCGUAGUUAUGCUGAAUACUUCUUAGGUUUUCUGACUCAGACAGAGGAGUCAUCCUUUCAAAGGUACUUCACCUUCUUCUAUGAAGAUAACAAAAAGAAUUGGCCUAUUUUCUAUCCCUUCGAUAAAUUCGAAUACGCAUCCGAACAAUUAAGGCCAUGUUUUGAGGAUAUUCCUCCAGCCUCUCCCCAGCUUGCAGAGAAAAUGACUCAAUCUAAACGGUUAUUCUGGGCCAGCAUCCUUCUUCCAAGACUUAUCCCGGUUGGCUUUGCCCUAAAUAACACUCCUUUUGGGAACUGUGGUUUUGAAAAUUAUUCUCCUUGUCAAUGUGCCAGACAAUUUGGCCUCGCACAAGGCAUUCCAAUGCCCUUUGUUCACCCCAACAUUGCUGAGAUGGCUUCAAGCAGGCCAACGAUUAAGGCCAAGGACUCGCAAAUGAUAUCCUUGAUGGUCAGCAAUUUUCAAUAUCGCGUGAAAGCCUUUCAAUUCAUCGACUUUAAGACCAAUAAUGUGACCCUGCCUGCUUUUGAUGAAUGGUGGUCGACUAUGAGAGCCCUUUAUUUCAGUGCUCCACUUUCAGAUUGCCUAUACAGGCUUGAUCCUGAAUACAAAUACCUCCAGGAUAAGGCUGAGAUAACAGCUCAACUGCCUGAUGAACCUUCUAAGGCCAUUGUGCCUCAUGCAGGAGCAGUUCCCAUAUCAUCUGUGCCAAGUGGGAAUACUAGGAAAAGGAAAGCUGAAUCGAUUAAGGACUCCAAAACCAGGCCACGGACGCGGACUCUCAAAAUCACAUUAGGUGUGAGCCAAAAGGUUUCUAAAAGUCCUACUAUUGGUAGAUCUAAAAGACAAGUUGGUGAAGCAUCUACCCCCACAAAGCAAUCAACAAGAAAACCCACCAAAAAACAAAGCUCGAGUGACAAAGAGUUGGCUCCAAGGAAAGGCAAGGGAACCAAAAUUGUUGAUGCCUUUGAAGAAAUGGAAGAAGAAGAAGAACAUUCUUCAAAAUCCUCUCAAGUUCAGAAAUCCUCCUUUUCAGCAGGAGAGACAAUUGACACCGAAUUGGCAAUCGAUCAAUAUGAAUCUUUUGAUACAGCAGUAUCAGACCCUUUGGGUCAGGCUGAUUGGUUGCUAGAGUUACAAGAACAACUGCUACACCAAGAAAAUCCCUUGCUGCAGGAUGACAGUCCUUUUAUGCAGGUUGGUGAGGGCCCGGUUCUGAUGCCAAAUGUUGCUGAGCUUGGUGUACAAUCCAUUCGACAACCCAUUGUCACAACAACUCAGCCUGCAACAGAUGUGGUCAAUGCUGUACCAGGACGGAAGACCAUUGUUGACCCCAAUCCCCAACAAACUCAGAAGAUUGAUCUAAACCAACAGGGCGACGGUAAGGAGGAAAAGAUUUCUCCACGGGUGGCAAAUGUACCUAAUUUGGAGGUGCCAUCAGCACCAAUCGAAAGGGAUUUGGAAAAGAAAGGACCAGUUGAGGGUCCUGUUCAGAUUGCCCCCAUUGCCCAAACUAGUCCUAACCAAGGAGGUGGACAAGGGGCAGAGGAUGUGGCCUCUAGUCCUUCUGGCAAUCCCUCUAGGAAUCAAGUCCUAUCACCAGCAGGUAUGAUCCCUGCAAGUUUUCCAAAGAUCCUUGUUCUAAACACAUCUCCUCGCUCAGUGAACAAAACGGCAACAAAUCCUGUAGGUGUUGAGGAUUCUGCUCACGUUAAAUCUUCUAGUGAUUCACUGGACCAUUUGAUGUAG